CGGCUGCGCGCAGGAGCUCUAGGCGCCGCCGCCGCCACCUGGCAGGCAGCCUACUGGCCAUGGGGCUGUUUGAAGCUUCGGGGCGGUUGCCCCCUGAAGCGAGGGAUGGGGCGGGAGCCCGCGCUACCCCCGCCCCUGAGGGCUGUGCGGGAAGCCACUCGAGCGCUGCCCGCGGGCUAGCCUUGGGCCGCGGGAGGCGGCUGAGUGUGGAGGAGCCCCGGCCCAGGAGACAGAGGGACACACAGGCACUGUUGCCUGUGACACAGGCCAUGGAGCUGAGAAAGCGAGACUACCAUGUGGAGCGGCCACUGAUGAACCAGGAACAGUUGGAGGAGCUGGGGUGCUGGACCUCAGCAACCACGACCUACCAAUGGCGAACCUGGUUUCAGUGCUCCCGUGCUCGGGCCCGAGCCCUUCUGUUCCAGCACCUCCCGGUUUUGGCCUGGCUACCCCGGUACCCCUUGCGUGACUGGCUCCUGGGCGACUCGUUGGCUGGCCUGAGUGUGGCCAUUAUGCAGCUACCACAGGGCCUAGCCUAUGCCCUCCUGGCUGGACUGCCCCCCGUGUUUGGCCUCUACAGCUCUUUCUAUCCUGUCUUUAUCUACUUCCUGUUCGGCACUUCCCGGCACAUCUCCGUGGGCACCUUUGCUGUCAUGUCUGUGAUGGUGGGCAGUGUGACAGAAUCCUUGGCCCCGAAUGAGAACUUCCUGCAGGGUGUGAACUCCACCGUCGAUGAGGUGGCCAGAGAUGCCGUGCGGGUGCAGCUGGCCUCCACGCUCAGCGUCCUGGUCGGACUCUUCCAGUGUGCAGUGCGCACGGAAGUCGGGAACCGGGAGCAGCAGCAGGCUUCUCUCACGUUCCUCUCCGAAAUGUGA
Molecule: messenger RNA, 875 nt
Organism: Leptonychotes weddellii (Weddell seal)
Lineage: Eukaryota; Metazoa; Chordata; Mammalia; Carnivora; Phocidae
Source: RefSeq, a predicted model, not a curated record